Octopus sinensis (East Asian common octopus) is the source of this 3093-nucleotide messenger RNA. RefSeq names its product discoidin domain-containing receptor 2. Gene Ontology annotation, cellular component: signaling receptor complex. The record is from RefSeq and is a predicted model, not a curated record. Gene Ontology annotation, molecular function: ATP binding; protein tyrosine kinase collagen receptor activity; collagen binding. The transcript is spliced from 12 exons. Gene Ontology annotation, biological process: positive regulation of kinase activity; protein phosphorylation; multicellular organism development. Bases 32 to 2794 code for a protein of 920 amino acids. NCBI's taxonomy places the organism in Eukaryota, Metazoa, Mollusca, Cephalopoda, Octopoda, Octopodidae.
UUUUGUAGAAAAAUGUCGUGAUGCAUUAGGUAUGCAGACAAUGGAAAUACCAGACACUGCAAUUGUUGCCAGCUCUUCCUAUGAUGAAGAUACUGUGGGACCAAUAAAUGCUCGAAUUCGCACAGAGAAGAAUGGUGGAGCUUGGUGUCCAAAAAAUGUAAUCACUAAGGAUACAUAUGAAUAUUUACAAAUUAACUUAGGAGAAUUAUAUGUCAUUACAGAUGUUGAAACUCAGGGCAGAUUUGGAAAUGGCAAAGGCCAAGAAUAUGCGGAAGCAUAUGUACUGGAGUACCAACGAGAAGACAAUGGACAAUGGUUGCGUUUCCGAGACAGAGCUGGCGAAGAAGUAUUCCGUGGAAAUCAAAAUACUUAUCGAGCUGAACUGCGUGGCGUUUCACCACCAAUCAUUGCAAAGCGCAUUCGCUUCAUUCCAUAUAGUGAACACCCUCGCACAGUGUGUAUGCGGGUAGAAAUGUAUGGCUGCCAGUGGGCCGAUGCAUUAUUAUCUUACAGCAUGCCUCAAGGUCACCAACGAGGCACUGAGCUAGAACUCUAUGAUUACACAUAUGAUGGAAUGAGAAAAGACGGUUACCUUUCUGGAGGUGUUGGUCAACUUACUGAUGGUUUACAAGGCAACAGUAACUUCCGCAUGACUGACAGUAAGGGUCUUGGUGUGAAAGGUUAUGACUGGGUGGGCUGGAGAAACAAUUCGGAUAUGUUUAAACCAAUUGAAAUCAUCUUUAAAUUUGAUGGAGUAAGAAACUUUUCUGAGGUGUUUCUCUACUGCAAUAAUGCUUAUAAAAAAUAUGUACGAGUUUUCCGGACUGCUCUGUUUUCUUUUAGUAAUGGAGGCAAAUAUUACAGAGAUGAGAUAAAAUUUUCUUACGUGAAGGACACUAUUGUCGAGUAUGCCAGAGAUAUAAGUAUUGGUCUAAAACACAACAUUGGUAGAUAUAUUAAAAUGCAGUUGUUUUUUGAAGCACGUUGGAUUAUGAUAAGCGAAGUUCGUUUUGAAUCAACAAAACUAGAAGGCAAUUUUUCCGAUGAACUACCACCUUCAACAACACAUUCACAGUCAAUAGAAACUACCACUAGAAGUAUAGAUAUUCUUUUACCAAAAGAUAAAACUCAUGGAGGCAAUGAUCAUGAACGUUCUCGCAAUGAUCGUCAACAUAAAGCUCCAAAGGCCAUGGACGAUAGCUAUGUUGGAAUUAUAAUUGGUGCUCUCGCUGCCCUCAUAAUUAUUCUGUUCAUUGUGGCUGUAAUAAUUGUGGUGCGGCAUCGGCGAUCCAAACAUAACAACAACCAGCCUUGUCAGAAACCAGUCGUCCUUGGCGAUAGGCAUGUGACUAUAAACCUUAGCGACCUCAGAGGUGGUUGCACCAAUGGUAAGCUUUCCCAUGGUAACAUGUACAACAGUGUAGCAACAGAUGAUAUGGACUCUGAUCGAGAAAUGUGUGCUGGCAGUGCAGAUAAACUGUGUUCCAAAGGAAGUGGCAGCGGAAAUUACCUGGAACCUAAAGAUAGCAUUCAGGGGAGGAAACUACCUGAUUUGCCUCCCACCCCUGAUUCUUCAGAUUCCCGUGAUUAUGCUGUACCUGACGUGACCAAGUCAUCUUUGACAGUGUCCCUACCACCACGACCUCCACGACCUCCCAAGGGCACACCCAUCAUGGGUAACACACUUGACAAACCUCCCAACUAUGAAGCACUUUAUGCUGCUGCAGAUAUAGUCAAUGUACACGUGCCUAACAUUCCCAGUCUACAGGGGGUUAGUGGCAACAAUAUUUAUGCAGUACCCAAUGCUGACCUACUUCUUAGUAUUGACUACUCUGUGGCAGAAUUUCCUAGAGAUAACCUUAAAUUCAUUGAAGUUCUUGGUGAAGGACAAUUUGGAGAGGUUCAUUUGUGUGAAGCUGCCCGAAUAACCGACUUCUUGGGAGAAGAAUUUGUGGUGACAAGGACAACACCGCGGUCAAUGUUAGUUGCUGUAAAAAUGCUACGUCCCAGUGCUGAUGACAGAGCCAGAGCUGAUUUUCACAAAGAGAUCAAGAUUAUGUCACAGCUUAAAGACCCAAACAUAGUUCGUGUACUUGGAGUCUGCACACAAGAAGAACCAUUAUGUAUGAUUGUCGAAUAUAUGAAAUAUGGAGACCUCAAUCAAUUUAUCUUGGAACAUGUCCCUGAAAGUCCUGUGGCUGCUGCAACCAAUGCUAAGACAAUGAGCUAUGGUUGUUUAAUCUUCAUGGCGUCACAGAUUGCAUCAGGAAUGAAAUACCUCGAGUCCCUGAAUAUGGUCCAUCGUGAUCUGGCCACAAGGAAUUGCCUUGUGGGCCACAACUACUGCAUCAAGAUCUCUGACUUUGGCAUGAGCAGGAGUCUUUAUAGUGCAGAUUAUUACAGGAUAGAGGGAAGAGCUGUCUUACCCAUCCGAUGGAUGGCCUGGGAAAGCAUUCUCUUGGGCAAGUUCACGACUAAGAGUGAUGUGUGGUCAUUUGCUGUAACACUGUGGGAAAUAUUAACAUUUGCAAAAGAACAGCCAUAUGAAGCGUUAACUGAUGAACAAGUCAUUGAAAAUGCUGGACAUUAUUACCGAAAUGAUGGACGCCAGGUUUAUCUUCCACAACCGCCCAAUUGCCCAAAGGAAAUUUAUGAUUUAAUGCGUGAGUGCUGGAACCGACAGGAGAGUGAACGUCCGUCGUUUAGGGAAAUUCACAUGUUUCUUCAACGGAAAAAUAUGGGGUAUAACCCAAAGGAUGAAAAAAUGAAUCAAAUAAAAGUGCCCAUCUGCUGAUUUAAAGAAAACUGUACUGUAUAGAGUACAGUCAGACCAAAGAAUCCUGCAAACUCCAGCACUGCCAAAAUGUCCAGAUGCCUGUCUGUCUAAAACUAUAUUGGUUUAUUAUUGACAUCUUAUAAAGUGUCACAAUGAUAAAACAUAAACAAAAACCAAGCUUCAGGACAUUAAGGAGAGAUGUCCCCCAUCCCUACAACCUUUUCUUUGAUGGCCCCCCAACGACAAUAUAGGCAGUAUCUUUGUACCUCGAGCUAUCAAUGAAACAUUUUCAAACAGCGAGACUACUAAGAAAUAUA